Molecule: messenger RNA, 5665 nt
Organism: Ornithorhynchus anatinus (platypus)
Lineage: Eukaryota; Metazoa; Chordata; Mammalia; Monotremata; Ornithorhynchidae
Gene: RBSN
Product: rabenosyn, RAB effector
Exons: 13
Coding region: 1007-3289 (760 amino acids)
Molecular function (GO): metal ion binding
Source: RefSeq, a predicted model, not a curated record
GUGUGACACCUGACGAGAGGAACUGCGAAAUGGUGGCCAAGUGCCAGCCGGGAGGCCCGGCGAAGACGAAGAGGGAGGAGGCGCCAGUCGAGCUGGGCCUCGGAACCUGAUUAAUAAUAAAUAAUAAUGUGAUGUGGGACGCGCUCACCAAGUACCGGUCCCUGCCCCCCGCGGGGCUCCCCCGUCCUCACCCUCGUUCCCCAGAGGAGGGCACCGAGGCAGAGAGAAGCGGCGGAGCCGGGAUUCGAUCCCACGACCUCCUGCCUCCCAGGCCCAGCGUCGCUUCUCGGAAGCCAUUGCGACCAGCCCUGGCCUCAAGGUCGAGGGCCGUGGCGAAUUACCCCCUCCCCCCCCGGUCCUUCAGAUGCCUGAGCUUUAAGAUAAACGUCCGGAUUCCGGACGGAAGGCCCGGCGGGGGUGGAGGCCUUCCCCCGCCGGCCAUCUGUUUCGGUAGAAAGGUGAUGUCCUAUCCGGCUGGACGGGGAAGCGCUUUAGAAGUGAAAAAUGCCCCUGGCAAGACGUGCCGCUAACGUGGGCCUUUUGCUUUUGUUUUUCAACCCCCAGAGCGGCAAUUCGCAACGACGAGUUUGCAAAGCAGCGUAACGCCUCUGCCCUUUAAGUGUUUAGUGCUGGCCAAAAGCACGGAGCUAAGCGUGGAGAUAAAAGACGAUUUGUGGGAUGUGUUAAGGGUCUCUUAUUAUGCUCGGGAGAGCAGAUGAGGGAACUGAGGCCCAGAGAAGUGAAGUGACUUGCCCAAAGUCGCACGGCUGACGAGCGGCGGAGCCAGGAUUAGAACCCACGACCUUAAUUCGUUGCAGGAUUCAGAAAGCAAGAGAUGGGAGAACGUAUGCUCGGGCUUCCCUUGCACUGCAGACAAGAAACCACCGUGGGACAAUGUCACCUCCCUGCUACUAAUGCAUUGUUUCAUUAAGCUAAUGUUCUUGGACAACAUGCUGUUAUUCUAUUGCUGAGAUUCUUACCUUCUAGAGGUGAUAAAACCACUGUCAUGGCAUCGAUCGAUGACCCUGGGGAAGUGAGGGAGGGCUUCCUCUGCCCUCUGUGCCUGAAGGAUCUGCAGUCUUUUUAUCAGCUUCAUUCUCACUAUGAAGAGGAGCAUUCCACUGAGGACAGAGAUGUCAAAGGGCAGAUAAAAAGUCUGGUCCAGAAGGCGAAGAAAGCAAAGAAUAAGUUGCUGAAACGGGAUGGAGAUGACCGAACAGAAUCUGGGACCCAGGGAUACGAGUCUUUCAGCUAUGGAGGGGUGGAUCCGUACAUGUGGGAACCUCAGGAACUUGGUGCUGUGAGAAGCCAUCUUUCCGACUUUAAAAAACACCGAGCUGCCAGAAUCGACCACUAUGUUGUUGAAGUCAAUAAAUUAAUAAUCAGGUUAGAGAAGCUUACGGCAUUUGACAGAACAAAUACUGAGGCUGCUAAAAUAAGAGCAAUAGAAAAGUCUGUCGUGCCUUGGGUCAGCGAUCAGGAUGUUCCCUUCUGUCCAGACUGUGGGAAUAAAUUCAGCAUUCGCAACCGCCGUCACCACUGCCGCCUGUGUGGAUCAAUCAUGUGCAAGAGGUGUAUGGAUCUCAUCGGUCUUCCCUUGGCAAGCAAGCUCACCAGUGCUAGCAAAGAGGCCUUGACCUCUCAUACCAGUCCCAACCAAUCCCCUAACAGUGUCCAUGGCUCCCGGCGGGGCAGCAUCAGUAGUGUGAGCAGUGUGAGCUCUGUAUUGGAUGAGAAGGAUGAUGACCGAAUUCGCUGCUGUGGACACUGUAAAGAAACCCUGCUUAAGAGAGAGCAUCAGAUUGAUGAGAAGGAAUACAUUCCUGACAUUGUGAAAUUUUAUGAGAAACUGCGAUAUUACAUGGAAACAGUUGAGCAGAAAGCUCCUGAAUAUAUUAGGAUGGCAGCAUCUUUAAAUGCCGGAGAGACAUCCUACAGCCUGGAACACGCUAACAAUCUCAGAGUAGAAGUGCAGAAAGUAUAUGAGUUAAUAGAUGCUUUAAGUAAGAAGAUUUUAACUCUAGGCUUGAACCAGAAUCCGCAGCCACAUCCAAAAGCUUUGCAGCUUCAGAGAAUGAUAAGAUACUCAGCUACACUCUUUGUACAGGAAAAACUGCUUGGUCUUAUGUCCCUACCAACCCAAAAGCAAUAUGAAGAAUUGAAGGAGAAAAGGAAACAAGACAUGGAAAAAAGGAUGCAAAUGGAGAGACAGGGUGCCCUGGAUUCUCAAAGAAGAGCGGACGAGAGGCAGAAAGACUUGGCGAUUAGAGCUAUGGCCAAUGGUGAAGAGGUCCAGACCGGAGGAAACAUCCUGAGGAAGUCCGAAGGCUGGCUCCCCACCUCUAGCGGGCCCCGCCAAAGUGAGAUUUCGGAUCCCCUCCUCCAACAGAUCGACAACAUCACAUCCUUCAUUAAGCAGGCAAAGGCAGCCAGUCGGCUCGAUGAAGUCCGCAUGCUUCAAGAGAACCUGCGCCAGCUCCAAGAUGAGUAUGACCAGCAGCAAACGGAGAAGGCUAUCGAACUGUCCAAGAGGCAGGCCGAGGAAGAGGAUAUGCAGCGGGAGCAGCUCCAGGUGUUGAGGGAGAAGGAAUGGGAAAGGGAACGGCAGCAAGCAGAAUUUCAGCCCUCGCAGACUUGCUCCGAGGCCAGAGAAAUCAAGCCAUUUCAGCUAGAGACUGGGAAAGACCGCUGGAAUCAGCUAGAACCAGCUUUGGACCUGGAUGCCCCUCAGCUCCCUUCUCCCAGUGCAAUCCAGGAAUCCAUUUUUGAAGCCCCCCAGCAGAGCACCAGAUUGCAACAGAAUGAGGUGGCUGCCUGGAACCCCUUUGAGGAACAGGAGGCCUCCAAGGGGGGAGAGAAAGACCCCUUUAAUCCAUUUGCUGAAGACCUGUCUCCCGGGGCUUCCUCACCGGGCCCAGUCCUCCCUGGCAGGAAAAAAGAAUAUAAUCCCUUCGAAGAUGAGGACGAGGAAGCAGCAAAUAAUGGAAUCGACUCUGCUUCUAAUCCCUUUGAGGAGGGCGAACGUUUACCUCGGAAGCCUCCGGGCCCUUCAGGGCCCAGCAACCCAUUUGAGAAAUUGGCUUCUACCAAUCCUUUUGAUGUGGAUGACGAAAAUGGGGUGGAGACCGAGCUCAUAGAGGAGGAUCUGCUUCUCCAGCAAAUCGACAACAUCAAGGCCUACAUCUUCGAUGCCAAGCACAGUGGCCGCCUGGAUGAGGUGGAGGUGCUGACCGAAAACUUGAAGGAACUCAAGCGCACGCUAGCCAAGCAGAAGGAGAAAGACAACUGAUGGAAGCAAGGGCAGUCAACGUGCCUGCUAAAUUGGCCGCGCUAAGGCACCGUUACAGCCAGUGACGAUGGGGAAGAUGGGGUUUUUAAUGAAUGAAGGGGAAGAAUUAGGAUGCACAGGUUAAGAUACCAUUUUGAAUUUGGGGCCCUGCACUUUGAUUACAGUGUUUCCACUACAGUUUAAUGAGGAGGUUAAGAGCUCAGCAAUGAAAAACACGCUAUGACUGUCUUCCUGGUCUCGGAUUUUUUUUUUUGGUCUUUUUUACUUUAAGGGAUUAUCAUUUCGUCAAAAACAAAAAAAAGACAAACAUGUAACGAAGUGCAAUGCAGCUUUGUAAGAAUGCAGUAGAAAGUAGUUGGGAGCAGGGAUCAACCUGGCCACUUCUCUUCUGCCGGACAGUAUUACAGGUCAGUUGUAAAAAAAUGGCCUUCCGCUCAUCAGAGACUGCAGUGAACUCUUCAAACCUCUGUGAGUCUGAAGCCGGCGGGAGGGGCGUUCCGUCCCUAGGCACUGUGUCUUCUAAAGGCCUGCUGAGCAGCUUGUGCGAAGGAGAACGACAAAUGGGUGGAGUUCACAGUAUCUUCUGUAAAUCAUUAUUUGAGGACUUUUGUCUCCAUUUGGGAUACUUUGUAGCCCUCACCUAGCCCCUAUCCAGUGCCCCACCCGCUAUCAUGUCUUCUGAACUAGCUCCUGAACUUGAGGAGGUGCCGACACUCCCGCACAGCCCACAACCAGGGAGCUGCAUGUGAUGUUCAGUAGGAGGACUGUUAGCUAAACUUAGUACAAACCAAAGUGCAUUUUAGAAAAUAGUAUCUUUGGAGAAAGAAAAUGUAAUCCCUAAUCAUGUCUCUAGAACGUACAAAAGAACAAAAAGAGCCUUUGCUCUGUGGCUUCUGGUGGGGAGGACAGCGCAAAGCUUCCCUAAAGUAAGAAAAAGGUUCCCAAGUCUUUAAAAGAAAUGUUGACUUCAAUGAUGUGGAUGAGAUGUUUUUCUGUACAUUUUUAGUAGCGAGAGAAUCAAAUGCCUUUGGUUUUUAACUCAACACGGGAUCAUUGCAAUAACACUAGAAUAGUUUACUCAGCAUGGAAGGAUCACGGAUAGAAAAUGAAGCAUUUAAGUUUUACCUCUGGUGAUGUGGUUCUGGGAAGCCUAAUUUAUUAAAAUAGCACGGACUUUACAUUUUGCAUAAUCAAAGAUGAAGUCUUUCCUACUUCAAAUCUGUUAAUGCAGCAGUUGAAUUCCUACCACAGAUAAUCUCUUAAUGAUGGUGAAAGGGUUUAGACUAACUUAUGACUUUGUUGAUUCUGAUGGACAUUUGAGCUGUGAAGUCAUAUGUUCCAGGUGGUUUCGCUCCAGGAAAAAACCCCAACAUCUGUACGUACGAAGCUGCUAAAACCAUUCCCUAACCGUGGUCACCCCUGCCCCGGGGAAAACGGUCAAUAGCGGGGAGGAAGAUUUUUCCCUGGAGCAGAGGGGGUAAGGAUCUGUUUAGGAACUCAUGAGAUCUUAUUGUCCCUGUGAGGACAUUUUUUUAACCUGUAAAUUCCAUUUGAUCAAUUCACUGACUUUAUCUUUUAAAUCAGUAGUCUCUAAACUUCUAGGAAGAGAUAGGGGUAUGAAGACUCUUUUGGAGGCUGUAAAAGCUAAUUGAAUGUACUGAAUAAAACCAAUUCAAUCCCUCAGCUAAACAUAAAACUCUGUUCGAAAUCCGAGUACUCCAGGAACCCUAUGGCCAUGGCCAACGCACAGUAAAACAAUCAGGAUUUACGAUUCCGAAGAAUUUGAUCUACCCCUCAAAUUUGGGACCUCUGAAAAUCAAUCAUGCAGUUAUCUUGAACUCUUUUGACAACCCACUUCUCAGACCAGCUGCAGUGUCUUCAAAUGUGGAACCAUUUCCCUUUGUGGAAGCCUGUUAAUGGGUUUGAAGCAAAGCAGUUUCAUUCCCCUAAGUCAAAGUUGUUACUGGAUGCAGUGGGAGGGUGGCUUUUUUUUUUUCCUCCCUCAUGUCUGAUCUAAAAAUGGGAUAAAAACUGUAUCGGUAUUUCAGUUUUUCAUCGACCGAGGGGCGACCUCAUUAUAUCUAUUGUAACUCACUUGUAUUUUACAGCUUAAUACACUAAACAUACUUACUGUAUGUGUUACAAUGUUACUUCUGCUGUCAAAAUACUAGGUUUAUACUUCAUAAGUAAAAGUCACGUCCAGUGUAGUAGACCGCACGCCUUAUUAAGGAGCUGCAUGGAAACACAAACUGUAUUAAACAGAACUGGGCAUCUCAUCCAAAACAAUGUAGUGUUUGUUAAAAUCUGCUCUGCAUGUACUACUCCUGACAUCCCUGUACCAAGACAUUUUUUAAAAAAUAAAGUAAUGAAUGCUAA